GGAAAAAUGUUGUGGAAGCAUAUGUGCAAUUACAGUCCUUGCGAAAGGCCGAGUAUUCCCUGAAGUGAUACAAGGCAUCAUAAACAUGUCUUCCUUACAAGAACUUCAAUGCCCCUCUGGCUCAGUGUAAAUGCACGGAGCCUAAAUGCAGAGGCUCGGGAUCCACAAGGAUGAACACACAACUUCAAUGCAUGGAAGAAAGAAACAUGUUGCUCCAGAAAAAAAAGCCCCCCAAACUUCAACGUCCUCUUCAACGCCAUUGAAUUUUCUGAGCCUCUCGUUACAUUGGACAACCCAAUAAUUCUCAUCCCAUGUUGCCUCAAACCACACCACUUUCACAACAAAAUUCUCAACUUUGCCAUCCAAACUAUUCUCUGGAUAAUGUUACCUAUACAAAAUUGGUCCAGUACUCUACCAAAACUGGGUCUUUAGUCCAUGGCAAGCUUGCUCAUGCCCACAUGGUAAAAACUUGUUUUAAGCCCUGCCUGUUUUUGUUGAACAAUCUUCUUAAUAUGUACUGCAAGCAUGGAGAAUUGGACAGUGCAUGCAAUUUGUUUGAUAAAAUGCCGAAGCGUAAUGUCAUUUCAUACAACUGCUUCAUAUCUGGAUAUACCCAGGUGGGUUUGUUUGAUAAGGCAAUGGGUGUGUUUAAUGAGGCAAGAAUGGCUGGUUUGAAACUUGAUAAGUUUACCUAUGCGGGUGCUUUGUGUGUGUGUGCGGUCAAACUUGUGACAUUGAGCUAGGUAAGCUGGUUCAUGGCUUAAUAGUCCUUAGUGGGUCGGGCUCAGAUGUUGUUUUGUCCAAUUCUCUUAUGGAUAUGUACUCAAAGUGCAGCCGGGUUGAUCAUGCAAGGAUUUUGUUUGAGAAUUCUGAUAACUUGGAUGAUGUCUCAUGGAAUUCCUUGAUUGCUAGUUAUGCUCGAAUUGGUGCUAACAAGGAAACAUUGAGAACUCUGGUGAAAAUGCAUCAAUGUGGUUUCAGCUUGAAUACAUAUACAAUUUAGGGUGUUUUAGUAGAAUGAAAUGUGCUUUUGAUUUUCUGGUAUUCAGAAUGGAUGUGUGUAGAAUGAAAUGUGCUUUUGAUUCAUUGACUGGUGAUGCCAAAUUGGUAAGUGCUUAUAUCCACAAUGAUGAAGUGGGAUAUGAAGUUAUGAGCAUUGGACAAGAUGGGGAUUGGAGAGCCUUGAAACACCCAAACCAAGGCUUGUUGAAGAAAAAUGGCAAAUGGGCAACAAGAAGGCAAUUUUUUCUAACUGAUGAGGUUCAUGAUGGGGUUUAUUUUUGUUCUGAAAUUAUAACAGAUGGGGAAGAUUGGUGCUUGGAAGUCCAAACUCUCGAUCCGUGGAACGAGUGCUUCAUCACAACUACAUUGCCCCAAGGAGUUUUCAAUGGCUGCAAGAGAGUUUGGGUUUUCAACUGGAACCAACAUAUAGCUGUUGGAGAUAUUGUAGAGCAAGACCUUCAUGUCUUGGUGCUAGAAGACUUGAAAGAGCAAAAAUGGAGUGAAAAUAAGAUCAUUGUGCCAUUGAAAGUUUUGCAGCAUCAGCCACUUUUGGAUGAUCAAGUUCUCAUUCCUGUGAAGGCUGAUUGUGAUGAGCUCAAGCUGCGUUAUAAGGGAGGGAAGACUCUCUUUUAUGACAUGAACAAUGAGGUGAUUAAGAAGGUGGUGUAUAAAUGGUUUGACACCGAUCUUCUGGGAUUUUAUAAGCCAAGCCUUGUGAGUCUCAAGGGAAUGAGACAAGACGAGAGGGUACGACUCAGAAUGGGGAUUGAUUAGAGCAAUUGCAAUUAAUUUGGUGGUUGUUUAUGAUUAUGAAAUCACAUUUUUAUUUUAAAGAAGUUUGUUUGAACCCUCAG
This is a messenger RNA of Prunus avium (sweet cherry), 1856 nucleotides long. The record is from RefSeq and is a predicted model, not a curated record. Lineage: Eukaryota; Viridiplantae; Streptophyta; Magnoliopsida; Rosales; Rosaceae.